Molecule: messenger RNA, 5059 nt
Organism: Portunus trituberculatus (swimming crab)
Lineage: Eukaryota; Metazoa; Arthropoda; Malacostraca; Decapoda; Portunidae
Product: titin homolog
Exons: 2
Coding region: 1-4305 (1434 amino acids)
Source: RefSeq, a predicted model, not a curated record
AUGAGAACCAGGUUAAGCACUAAUGCAUUCUAUCAGUCUUAUGAUAAAGGCAACAAAACAGUGGUGGAUGCAGAUCAAAAUUGCUUGCCAGAAGAAGACACUGGUACUGUCUCUUGCUUGACACACAAACUUGGCAGUGACAGAAGUGUUAGUGACAAUAGACAGUGUGUUGAUUGUCAAAAGGAAACACCCCAUGAAGUCCAAGGAACAGAACAUGGUUUACUACAACUAGAGGGGCAAAAAGAACAUGGUAGUUGUGAUGAAGCAGAGAGUACUUGUUUGAAAAAUCCUGAGAAGAAAAGAUUGCUCUUUGAUAAAACCUUGAGCACAAAUACUAAGGUGACAAGGCAUGAUGUGAAUGUUACUUUGGAGACAAGUGUGGGAAAUACUGAAGACAAAAAUGAAUGUUCUGUGUCAUCCUCAAGCUCUGCUGAAGAUGUACCUGAUACCAGAACUUCCUGUCAUAGUAGUGAACUAAAAAGUGACAAACCAGAAAAUAGCACAAGUGGUGUAGAUAAAAAGAAAAGAAAUGGAAAAAAAGAUAAGACAGAAAGAAGCAAAAGUCAAAAAGUUAAACACAAAUUAAAGAAUCUCAUAAACAAUACAGAAGAAAAGAAAAAACAAACUCCCAGUACAGAAGAAAAAGAAAACAUAACUCCAGAACAUAGCAUAAAAUCAGUUGAAAAUAAAUAUCAAGAUCCAAAUGCAUCACUUGUCAAAGGAACAAUAGCUGAUGGGGACUCACCAAGGCUUCCAAAGUGGACUAGAUCAGAAAAUGACAUGAUGUAUAGAACAAUUGUAAGAGAAACAGAAACCCAGUCACAUGAUGAAGCAAGUGAUGAUGCCUCCCAAACUGUUCCAGAAACCCAGUCACAUGAUGAAGCAAGUGAUGAUGUCUUACAAACUGUUUCAAAAACCCAGAAUCAAUUGAUUACAAGCGUCAACCUUUCCACUGAGGACAGACACACUGACAAGAUGCAACGAGAGGAGAAUGAAGCAACUCACAGAAAACAAAAUGAACCAGUCCAAGAGGAAGAGAAUGAUAAAAUAAGAGGAAAGCAGAAUCAAGAAGUUCAAGAGAAAACCAAGUCAAAGGAGCAACAUUGUGAUGAAACAGAUGUAGGAAAACAGACACAAUCAGCUCAAGGAGAAAGAAAAUCAGAGGAACAAGUGCUCAAUAGUACUGGUCAAAGAAAACAAAAGGGAGUAAGUUCAAACAGUUUGGAAAUUGAUGCAAGUCGUGUCUGCAAUCAAGAAUAUUCCCAGAGCUCCAUUGAUACCCUAACAGCAGGCCAGAGAGAGAGGGAGUGCACCUCCUCCCCUGAGGAACCUGUACCAUCGAGUCCAUGUGGCCAAGGAUUCUUUGUGACACAAGAGAGUAAAUCUGGUGAGCCUUUGCUGUCACCAGAUGGCAAAGAGUCUGGGAGUCAGAAACCAGGACAUGAGGACUUGAACAUUGAUGAGUUGAAAGAACUGGAUCUGGUAGAUCUGGACCAUUAUCUGCUCAGAGAACAGAAAGAGCAGUAUUACUGUGAGUCCAUUAAAGAUGAAGAAAAUUCCUUAGAGGUGCAUAGCUGGCAUUCGGACAAAACUCCAGGUGGUUUAUUGGAAUCAGUUUCAGUGGCCCAAGGCCACAAGGAGUCGUGCAGACCCACAGCCUGUGUCACUGAAGAAGAAGCAUCAGUCAAAGAUGAAGAAGGAUGUGAUUCAAUAACAGAAGUACAGGACUUUGAGAAAUGCUCAGGAUCAAAUCAUAAAUCACCUCAAAAGUUAUUAGAGAAGUCUGUCCCAAAAGAAGACAGUGAAGGCAGUAAGGCAUUACCUAAAAAGUCAUGGCCUUCUAAGUCUAAGCUGCAGACUCCUUCCACCAAACACCCUAUCAUGCCUUGGUGUAUGCUGCAUGUGGAGGAUCUGCCAACUCCCUCAAUGCUAGAUAUUGUCAAACACUCAGACACCAGCACUCCCAACACACGAGGAAAGCAAAGGCAAGGACGAUCAGGCAUGUGCAGUUCUGUUACUGGCACCCUAAAAGACACAAGGAUCACUAGAAGACGUUCCUGUGUGCCCCAUUACCUUGCAUCAUGGCUUGAAGGCUUGCCCCUCCCAGACACUGACAACAGCACUCCCAAUGGGAAGAGCAAGGACAGUGAUGCUCAUGAGGCAAGAUUAAAAAUUCCAGAUGCUGUGCUAUCCAGUACUUCACCAAAAAAGAAAACACUAAGAGAAAGCAAGAACUCAUUGAUAAACUCUGGGAUGGAAAAUUCUGAUUCUAUGCUGUCUGAUGCAUCAACAAUAAAAACAGAGAAUUCAUCUAAGAAAAGAAAGAAAAAUAUUUUGGCAUGUACAGAUGAAGGAAUGACAGAUUUGAAAGGUUUGGAAGACAGCAUAUCACAGUGUGGCAAAGACGGAGAAGCCAGUGCUGAACCUGCAACACAGACAUCAGUGCCCACAGCGGAAGAGUUUGUUACAAUUAAUAACAAACAGGAGUGUGAAACAAGGAAUGAUAUGUGUGUGUCUGUUACUGAUGGAAUGGAUGAUCUUUCCAUUCUCAGAGACGCAGAGGUUAGCUUGGAAGCAUCGCCGGAGAAGAACACUUCAUCCCUGAUUGAAACUGACAAUAAUGGUUUGGAAAAUGAUGGUGAACAGUGUGUGGAACAAGAUACUCAAAGUGGUACAAACACAGAUAGACUGAAGGGUCUUCCAUCCAAUUAUGAAGACCAAGUGGAUGGUUUGGAGAUUAGUGAGAAUGUUUUGAAGGAUAAUAAUCAUCACUCUGUGGGAGAUUUUCAAUGUGCCACUCAAGCUGACUGGUUGAAGGAUCUGCCACUCAUUAAUGUUAGUGAAGUGACUGCUUUAGUAACAUCACCUGACAGAAAUGAUACAUCCAAAACAAAUGAACAAUGUUCAAGAAAAAGAAAGAGCAGCCUUAGAGUCCUAGAAAUGGAUUGGAUUAAAGAUUUGCCAAUCAGUAAUGAAAAUAGACAGUCUAAUACAGAAACCUCAUUGGAAAGAGACAUCUCAUCAGCACCUAAAGCCAAGGAUCCCACACAGGCAACCACGAAGCAGAAUAAGAAGAGGAAGAGUGAAAGACAAAAAAUUAAGUGGUCUUUCAAUCUCCCUCUUGAUAUCAAGAACAAAAGACGAAAAUCCAUAAUGAAAUGGACAGAAGAUCUCCCUCUUGAUAUCGACGACAGAAGACAAGAAUCCGUAAUGAAAUGGUUAGAAGAUCUCCCUCUUGAUAUCGAGAACAAAAGACGAGAAUCAGUAAUGAAAUGGACUGAAGAUCUCCCUCUUGACAUUGAGAAAACACCAGCUUGCUUACAGAAAUCACUUCAUGAACACAACACAUCACGGGUGGACAAGACAGCUUUAAGUACCAAUCAGUGUGUGGAUGAGGAAAAUAAUGAAGAGGAAGAGACUCAUGGGACAUCAUCUCAUUCAAUAAACAAAAUUGAUCAGGAGAGUGAAGCUCCAUCAAGGAGACUCACAAGAGCAUACUGGAAUUCAGCCAUAGACUCAGAAACGGACAUCAUUGGUGAGAGACAGAAAUCAGACAGCAUAAAGGAGGGUGACAGUGUUCAGGAAGUUAAUAAAAGUUCAGAUGAAAGUCCAAGAAACAAUAAGGUAACAGAUUCUAAUCCUAAUAGAACUCUGGAGGAAAGUGUCAAAGAUGGUGACUGUGAGAAAGGCAAUAGAGACCUUAAGGAAGAGAGAGAUAAAAGAAACACAAACCAAGAGGAGAGCGAGAGAGGGAGUAGAGGCGGUAACCAAAGAAGCAAUGGACAUAAGGAGUGUGAGGUAGAGACUACUUGUUAUGAUGCUAAUGAAGACAUGACAGAUGGAUUGAAAAGAAAAACGGGAAAAACUAAACAAAAGGAAUGUGAGAACAAUAAAGAUGACAGCCAUAAACUUUCUGAAAGUAUUGGACAUGAGGAGAGUGAUGGAGAAACUAGUUGUUGUGGUGUUGGUGAUAUGGAAGAUGGAAAUAAGGGAAAAAGGAAAAAGACUAAACAAAAGGGAUAUGAGAAAAGUAAAGAUAACAGGCAUGAACAUUCUGGAAAUAUCGGACAUGAGGAGUGUGCAGGAGAGACCAGCUAUUAUGGUGCUAGUGACAUGGAAGCUGAAAGUAAUGAAAAUAGAGAGUCUAAGACAAAAACAUCAUUAGAAAGAGACAUCACACCAGUAGCUGAAGCCAAGGAUCCCACACAGACAACCACCAAGCAGAAUAAGAAGAGGAAGAAACAAGAAAUGAAAUGGACAGAAGAUCUUCCCUUGAUAUUGAGAACAAAAGACGAGAAUCCAUAAUGAAACGGACAGAUCUCCCUCUUGAUAUCAAGAACAAAAGACGAGAAUCCAUAAUGAAAUGGACUGAAGAUCUCCCUCUUGAUAUCGAGGACAAAAGACAAGAAUCCGUAAUGAAAUGGACUGAAGAUCUCCCUCUUGACAUUGAGAAAACACCAGCUUGCUUACAGAAAUCACUUCAUGAACACAACACAUCACGGGUGGACAAGACAGCUUUAAGUACCAAUCAGUGUGUGGAUGAGGAAAAUAAUGAAGAUAAAAGUGUGACAAGUCCACCAUGCGUGAAUGACUUAACCGACAAUAGUAAACAAGAGGAAGAGACUCAUGGGACAUCAUCUCAUUCAAUAAACAAAAUUGAUCAGGAGAGUGAAGUUCCAUCAAGGAGACUCACAAGAGCAUACUGGAAUUCAGCCAUAGACUCAAAACGGACAUCAUUGGUGAGAGACAGAAAUCAGGCAACAAAAAGGAGGGUGGCAGUGUUCAGGAAGUUAAUAAGAAAAGUUCAGAUGAAAGUCCAAGUAAGGUAACAGAUUCUAAUCCUAAUAGAACUCUGGAGGAAAGCGUCAGAGAUGGUGACUGUGAGAAAGGCAAUAGAGACCUUAAGGAAGAGAGAGAUAAAAGAAAUACAAACCAAGAGGAGAGCGAGAGAGGGAGUAGAGGCGGUAACCAAAGAAGCAAUGGACAUAAGGAGUGUGAGGUAGAGACUACUUAUUAUGAUGCUAAUGAAGACAUGACAGAUGGAUUGAAGAGAAAAACG